CCUUGAAGCCAAUGCACUCGAAACUUUUGAAACAUUCUGGUGCCUAAAUCAAUACUGCCCUCAGGGAACCAGCAGUCUGUUCUCUAUUAGGAGAUUACAGGAUCUCUCGAGGUGAAUAAAUAUUUGAGUAGGCUUAAUUAGAGCUGUGAUCGAUGGAGAAGUCAUUUCUGAAACUCAGGAACACCGAGUCAAUGAACGAGGGAUGCAGCAAGUUAGUCAGAAAUCGCCGGGCUAUUGCAAUGAAGAGAUUUCGGAGAUCAAAACAAAACCGAAAACUAAAAGCAAACAUGGAAAGCUUAAGAGAAGACAUGGCGGAGAUUGGUGAACAACAACAGCGCAUCAAAGAUGGGCAAAUGAAAAUCAGAAGGAGCUUCGAAGAGAUUGAAUCUCAAUGUGAUCAACUCACCAAGGAAACGUCUCUGAUAUUGCGACAAACUCUGUACAAUCAACAACGCCUCUGUCUUAUAUUCAAGAUCAUAAAAGCUCGAGAAGACAACGACUUUGCCAUGGCUGCUGAGCACACUCGACUUCUCAGGGAACUGAUGAAGCAAAAUAUGGGAAGCAAUAUUUGACAUUAAUUUGCAGAUGCAAGUGAUGGAGUAAUAAAAAGAAUGGUUAAUUAAUAAUGAUUUUAGACCGUCGACGCCACCCAUUCUCUAGAUAGUUGGGAUUUCUUUAAACAGCGAGAAUUUCAGUAAGUUUAGGUUUAAGAAGCAAAAGAUCAACGAGUUCUAUCAAAAUUCUCAUUAAUCAACAAGUAAAUUCUUUAAUUCUCUUUUUCAAAAAAGUUCAAGUUUCUUUUAUAUUUUCUAAAAUACAUUUUAUUAAAUAUGAAAUCAUAUAUUUUUUUAAUUAAUUGUUUUAAUUUUUUAGGAAACUUCUAUAUAUAUACCCUUAUUUGAUGUCCCCAUUUGUUCGAAAUCUUCACCAUUAUUUUUAAUGCUCUUUUUUUUUUAAAAAAAAAAGCUAGCUACUUUAAAUAAAAAAAAGACCACCAAAAUAUGGAGUCGAACAUUUUUUUUAUAUUUUCUUUUAAUAUAUUUUUUAGCUCAUUUCAUCAUUCUUUGGCUUUAAUCAUAAAAAAAUAGGGCACUUAAUUUUUAUUUUUUAUUUUUUAAUAAUGGCCUAUAAGGUGCUGUAUUUUUCUUAGGUGGUGGAUUUUUUGUUUGUUUUUACGUUUUAAAAGCGUAUUUAAAAAAAUUUGAAUUUUUUUUUAAUUUUUUAUUUGUUUCAAAAUAAUAUUUUUUUGGUGUUUUUAAAUUAUUUUGAUGUGCUGAUAUAAAAAAUGAUUUUUAAAAAAUAAAAAACAUAUUAUUUUGAUAUAUUUCUGAAUGAAAAACACUUUGAAAAAUAACUGCAACCACACUCCAACACGCAAGAUUAGAAAUAAAUAGGGAAAAAACAGUUAUGAUCAAUUGUGUUUGUUAUUUUUUUUUGUGUUUUUUUAACAACAAUAAAAAUCAUACAAAUAAAUUUUUGAAAAAUAUAUUAAAAAGAAGAUGAAGAAAUCAAGCCAAAUAUUCUAAUGUGUUCACUUAUGGAAGGAAAAAUAAUUAGUGAUAAUUGAUAAUUUAAAAGCUUGUUUUAUGAAGUAUAAAAGUACUUGAGCAUUUUCGGCAAAGAGAUCUAAACGAUGAACUUAUUGGUUAACGAAAAAUUUCAUAGCUCUCGUUGAUAUUUUGUUUAUAAAAUUGUCACUCUUAUAUAUAUAUAUAUAUAUAUAUAUAUAUAUA
Molecule: messenger RNA, 1733 nt
Organism: Populus nigra (black poplar)
Lineage: Eukaryota; Viridiplantae; Streptophyta; Magnoliopsida; Malpighiales; Salicaceae
Exons: 3
Coding region: 153-572 (139 amino acids)
Source: RefSeq, a predicted model, not a curated record